UAGUUUAGUUCGGUCUAAGCAUGGAAACUAAGAAAAGGGUGACUGGAUUUACAUUUAUAAAUUUUGUGAAGGACUUUUUUUUCCUGUUUCUGGGAGUCAGCAAACUUCUGACUAAAAGUAUAUUUUUUGUGGUAACAUGCAGCUGGAGAUUUGUCGUGAACCAACAAUAUUCAAGAGCUCUACCAUUCAUCGGAAAUCUUACGAAGGAAAUAGUUCUUUGCAUCCUUUUUGUCUUUGGACCUUACACAUUACUUGGUGUGGUAUUUAGCGCUGCUGGCAUAGUUGCCAUAUUCUGUUUUGUUGCCAAAACUUUAAAUAGGGAUCAAGGCAUCGCUCUUGACAUAGGUCUUCAUGUUGCCGCAACUUUUAUAAGAAUCCUUUUUAAGAUUUGGCAUGGUCAGGAGUUUCAAGGAUUGUCAAAUAUUCCAACUUCAGGAUCUGCUCUGAUCGUGUGGUAUCACGGACCUAUGCCUGUCGAUUAUUUAGCUCUAAUUGCAGAGGUGCAAUACCAAUAUGGCCGCAACAUCAAAUCCAUCAUAGACAGAUGCUUAAAGAUGCUUCCAUGGAGCUGGUUUUUCAUCAAUAAACUGGGUUGCACGUGUGAUGGACCGGAGUUCUGUGUAGAUCAGCUGAAAGCUGGUCAGCUCAUGGGGGUAGCACCUGGGGGUAGUAGAGAAGCUUUGUUUGGAGAGGAGUUUAGUUUACAGUGGGGGAAAAGAACAGGGUUUGCUAGAAUUGCAAUCGAGGCCAAUGUUCCAAUAAUUCCUCUUUAUACAGAGAAUAUUUCUGUGGCCUACGCUACCAUGAAGAGCUUUAGACCAGUUUGGAGAUAUAUAUUCGAAGCUACAAGAUUACCUAUUAUUCCUAUUUGGGGUGGAUUUCCAGUAAAACUAACAACACAUAUAGGUGUUCCAAUUUACCCAGUUCCAAAUGAAACACCUGAGACACUAAGAGAAAAAACAAAAGCUGCAUUACAAGAAAUGAUGGCAGUUCAUCAGAGUAAAAAUAUGACCGUAGCAAAGGGAAUAUAUCGAAGAUUUGUUUCGAAACCCCAGAUCGAAAAAGCAUUUGUUGUUUAAAAAAUUCAAAACAAUUCUGCUCUAUAUGUACAUGUAACGUAUCUUUAAAAGUUGGAAGGUAAUUAUUGUUAUAUGUUGCAAAAAUGUCUUUUUGAUAAAAACAGACAAAUAAUAUGGGAUAAAUUAAAAUUUCCAUUGGUUAUACUAUUCAGAGAGGAAUUCAUUUCAUAAAUAAAUACUGAGCCCGCGAUUUAAAAACUUCGGUUCGAGCCGUAAUCCCUUAAACCCGACUU
Messenger RNA from Eurytemora carolleeae, 1312 nucleotides. RefSeq names its product transmembrane protein 68. Gene Ontology annotation, molecular function: acyltransferase activity. Bases 21 to 1079 code for a protein of 352 amino acids. The record is from RefSeq and is a predicted model, not a curated record. Gene Ontology annotation, cellular component: membrane. NCBI's taxonomy places the organism in Eukaryota, Metazoa, Arthropoda, Copepoda, Calanoida, Temoridae. The transcript is spliced from 12 exons.